AUGGUAAAAAGGGUAAAAAAAUCAGCUGAAAAAACUGGAAAGGCUAGAAAACUAAAUGAAGGUGUAAAACUCAAGGAAGAGAAAGAUGAUGAGAUAAAAUCUGAAAAUACAGAAACAGUAGAAGAUAGUAAAGACCUGAAAAAUGUUGAUAAUGUUGACAAAAAUGUACAAAAAAUAAACGAAGAGGUCGAUGAUAAACAAGAAGAUUCCGUAACGGAUUCCAAUGGAUCGGAUUCACUUGAUAAAAGGUUCACACCUGUAGGAAAACAUUUAGGUGAAGGUACUUAUGGCCAAGUUAUUAAAGCUAUGGACACACUUACCGGAAAAAUGGUGGCUAUAAAGAAGGUGAAGAACAUCGAGUAUAAAAAGGGAGUGACGAAGGACCGACAGCUUGUAGGCAUGGUGGGAAUCCACUUCACAACCCUGCGGGAGCUGAAGGUGAUGACGGAGUUGAGCCAUGAGAACCUGAUGGGCUUGGUGGCAGUGUACGUGAAGGAGGGAUUCAUUAACAUUGUGAUGGACAUCAUGGCGUCCGAUUUGAAAAAGGUAGUGGAUGCUAAGGUGAGAUUGACUGAGCCUAACGUAAAGUGCAUAAUGUCCCAAAUAUUAACUGGGUUGUCAGUGCUGCACGCUUCCUCAUUUGCACACAGAGAUCUUUCUCCCGCAAAUAUCUUUAUCGACACUUUUGGUGUGUGUAAAAUUGCGGAUUUCGGGCUUGCUCGUAGGACUGUAAAUCCACCUAUUUUCAGAGAUUGCUCAGAUUUGGAGACUAUGGAACUCAACGCCUCAAGGGAAAGAAUGACCUCUAAGGUGGUAACACUUUGGUACAGAGCACCUGAACUUCUCAUGGGAGCUGAGUGUUACCACUUUGCAUGUGAUCUCUGGAGCGUUGGCUGUAUUUUCGGAGAACUGCUCUCUGGGAAGCCUUUGUUUCCAGGCACUAACGAAAUCGAUCAACUAGGAAAAAUCUACAACCUCCUUGGCACGCCUGAAAAUUCUUGGCCUCAAGCCUCUAAAUUACCUCUUUACACUCAGUACUCUUUUUCCAAACCUAAAGACCUUUCAUUACAUUUUCAGCAUGCUAAUAGUGUAACGUUGGAUUUAUUAUCGAAACUUUUGAAACUAAACCCAAAUGAGAGAAUUAGUGCUAAAGAGGCCUUGGAUCAUGAAUACUUUAAGGUUCAGCCCUUAAAGUGUAAACCUAUAGAUUUACCCUUUGACUUUAUUACCAAAUAA
Theileria annulata is the source of this 1236-nucleotide messenger RNA. Its product is annotated as cyclin-dependent kinase CRK3 (CDK7). The record is from RefSeq and is a predicted model, not a curated record. The transcript is spliced from 4 exons. Gene Ontology annotation, cellular component: nucleus. Gene Ontology annotation, molecular function: cyclin-dependent protein serine/threonine kinase activity; ATP binding. NCBI's taxonomy places the organism in Eukaryota, Apicomplexa, Aconoidasida, Piroplasmida, Theileriidae. The coding region runs from base 1 to 1236 and encodes 411 amino acids. Gene Ontology annotation, biological process: regulation of mitotic cell cycle; protein phosphorylation.